AUGAAAGGAAGAAAACAUUCAUAAAGUGGGAAAGUGAGCGUAAGAAUAUAAAAUAAAUAUAGGAAAGAAGCAGUCGAAGGUAAUUGGAAAAUGAAUAAUUGGUAAAGAAACCUGAUAUAAAAUCAGCAACUUUAGGAUAAAUAUUUUUAGGAUGUACUCCUUAAUUUGGUGGAUUAGAGAACGGUAAUUGAAAUAAAUAAAAUAUAGGGAAAAUAACUAAGUUGUAAUUUAGAAAAUUUUUGAUGACUGAGUAAAUUUGUUUUGUUUUUAAUUUAAUGGGAUUAGGUUUGAGCGUAAUGUAAUACGAUUUAGAGUUUGAUGAAGAAGAUGAAGAAGUAAUAUGUAAAUGAAAGUAUUUAGAUUUCAAAUUGGUUAUUAUGGAUUAUAUUUAUCUCUACAUUGGCUUUAUUAGUUUUAACAGUAUUACGUUAUUAAUAACAUAUGAAUUGGUUGAAAUCAAGAAAACAAAUUAGUUAGAAUGAUCGAAUUUGGCAAACAGAUUCUUGGUAUUCAAUGCUUGUGGAAUUAUUAAUUUAUUGUGUUGUUCCUUAUCCAUUUACAUCUGGAAUAAGAGUUUACUUUUACAAUAGUUUUUAAGAUGCAACAGCUUAUUACCAUGUUAAUGAAAUUCUUGCUUUGAUAAUGAUAACAAGAACAGUGUUUAUAUUCAGAACAAUAUUGGCAUAGACGUUCUGGUACAGUAAUAGAACAUAAAGAGUAUGUAAUCUGUAUGCAUGUGAAGGUAAUUAUAUGUUUGUGGCAAAAUCUUUAAUGAGAACUUCUCCUUAUACUUCAUAAUUCAUAGCUUUAGUUUCUUUAAUUGGAAUUUUCGGUUAUGGAGUUAGAAUUUGUGAGAAUCCUUUAGCAAGAAAUGAUCCAGCAAAUAAUAAUUUAGGUAGAUAUGCUAAUGCUUUAUGGAAUAUUAUUAUUACUAUCACAACUGUUGGAUAUGGAGAUUUCUAUACAAGAACAGAUUUAGGAAGAUUUGUUAUAUUUGUUGUUUGUAUUUUGGGAAUAUNUCAACUUGAAUAAAAUUUGAUUUUGACUUUAAUAAAUAUUAAGAUAUAUAGUAUUGAUUUUUAUAUUGACUUGUAAAUUUUCAAUUUUGUUAAUAUUUAUUUUGAGUUUUUAUUAAUUUUUUUAAUAUAAAAAUGAAAGGAAGAAAACAUUCAUAAAGUGGGAAAGUGAGCGUAAGAAUAUAAAAUAAAUAUAGGAAAGAAGCAGUCGAAGGUAAUUGGAAAAUGAAUAAUUGGUAAAGAAACCUGAUAUAAAAUCAGCAACUUUAGGAUAAAUAUUUUUAGGAUGUACUCCUUAAUUUGGUGGAUUAGAGAACGGUAAUUGAAAUAAAUAAAAUAUAGGGAAAAUAACUAAGUUGUAAUUUAGAAAAUUUUUGAUGACUGAGUAAAUUUGUUUUGUUUUUAAUUUAAUGGGAUUAGGUUUGAGCGUAAUGUAAUACGAUUUAGAGUUUGAUGAAGAAGAUGAAGAAGUAAUAUGUAAAUGAAAGUAUUUAGAUUUCAAAUUGGUUAUUAUGGAUUAUAUUUAUCUCUACAUUGGCUUUAUUAGUUUUAACAGUAUUACGUUAUUAAUAACAUAUGAAUUGGUUGAAAUCAAGAAAACAAAUUAGUUAGAAUGAUCGAAUUUGGCAAACAGAUUCUUGGUAUUCAAUGCUUGUGGAAUUAUUAAUUUAUUGUGUUGUUCCUUAUCCAUUUACAUCUGGAAUAAGAGUUUACUUUUACAAUAGUUUUUAAGAUGCAACAGCUUAUUACCAUGUUAAUGAAAUUCUUGCUUUGAUAAUGAUAACAAGAACAGUGUUUAUAUUCAGAACAAUAUUGGCAUAGACGUUCUGGUACAGUAAUAGAACAUAAAGAGUAUGUAAUCUGUAUGCAUGUGAAGGUAAUUAUAUGUUUGUGGCAAAAUCUUUAAUGAGAACUUCUCCUUAUACUUCAUAAUUCAUAGCUUUAGUUUCUUUAAUUGGAAUUUUCGGUUAUGGAGUUAGAAUUUGUGAGAAUCCUUUAGCAAGAAAUGAUCCAGCAAAUAAUAAUUUAGGUAGAUAUGCUAAUGCUUUAUGGAAUAUUAUUAUUACUAUCACAACUGUUGGAUAUGGAGAUUUCUAUACAAGAACAGAUUUAGGAAGAUUUGUUAUAUUUGUUGUUUGUAUUUUGGGAAUAUUUGUUAUUUCAGUUAUGGUUGUUACUCUUAUUAAUUCUUUGGUGAUUUCAACUUUAGAAUCUCAUGCUAUUACAGUCUUAGAAAGAAUUUAAUUAAGAUAAUCCUUAACUUAAUCAGCUUCACAAGUAGUUCUCUAUUCACUUAAAAUUGCUGUUGCACUCAAGUAAUAAUUUCAACAAUAUUUAUUAGAAAGGGAAAUUUAACUAAAAUCUAACUUAAAUUACUCCUAAUUAAACUUAGAAAGAAUCUUAAUGAUUUCAAAAUUUAAAGGAGAUAAUAUAGAAAUAAACAAGAUGUUGGAAAUAUGAAUGAAGAAAUUACUAAUUAAUUUAGUCUCUUAAAGUCAGAUUUUAGUGAUGUUAUUGAAAAAUAAAAAGGCUUGCUCUUAUAAAAUUAAGACAUCAUGAAUAAAUUAGGAGUAGAAGCUAAACCUUAUAUAUCAAGUCCCUAAUUAUGA
This is a messenger RNA of Paramecium sonneborni, 2626 nucleotides long. The record is from the annotation of a GenBank genome assembly. NCBI's taxonomy places the organism in Eukaryota, Ciliophora, Oligohymenophorea, Peniculida, Parameciidae.